GGCCAGGUUCAGCUUGGCGGGGAAUUCCUCUCCCCCGCACACACUUUCAAGCGCAGGGAGGCGGCCGGGUCACAGAGCUCACGGGGCAUGAAUCAGCCUCCCCUCCAGGCUCCACGAAGGCGCGCUCCGCCCUGUCCCGUCUCUGAGGGCCGCUAACCCUACAAAAGCAGCGGCACCCACCGCACUGGGAUCCAGACCGCCCGGAGGUUGGACGCCGUGCACCCUCCUCCCCUCCUCUCGCCGGCACUGUCUGAAUCGGACACCAUGGACUCGGUUCGCCCCCUCUGGCUGAUGCUUCUGUCGCUGCUCCUCGUGGGAACUGCGCUGGGAGAUGCCCCGCAGGCGCCGCCAGGAAAUAACGCGGAGAUCUGCCUCCUGCCCCCGGACGACGGGCCCUGCCGGGCGCGGAUCCCCAGUUACUACUACGACAGGUACACGCAGAGCUGCCGCGAGUUCAUGUACGGCGGCUGCGAGGGCAAUGCCAACAAUUUUGAAACUUUGGAGGCCUGCAACGAAGCGUGCUGGAAGAUUGAGAAAGUUCCCAAAAUUUGCCGGUUAAAAGUGAAUAAGAAGCAGUGUGGGGAGCUCAGAGAACAGUAUUUCUUCAAUCUAAGUUCUAUGACAUGUGAAAAGUUCUUAUCUGGUGGGUGUCACAGCAAUGAGAACCGGUUCCCGGAUGAAGCUGCGUGUAUGGACUUCUGUGCACCAAAGAGAGCUCCAGCAUUUUGCUACAGCCCAAAAGAUGAGGGGCUGUGUUCUGCUAAUGUCACUCGCUAUUAUUUUAACCCAAGACACAAAGCCUGUGAGGUCUUCACCUAUACUGGCUGUGGAGGGAAUAACAAUAAUUUUGUCAACUUGAAGGACUGCAAACGCACUUGUGUAAAAGCCUUGAAGAAGGAAAAGAACAAGAAGAUGCCAAGACUUCUCUUUGCCAAUAGAAGACUGAAAAUUAAGAAGAAGCAACUUUAACCAGCUUCUUUUUUUUCCCUGUAUGUCAUCUUGUGGAUGUCCUUGUGGUUAUAUCUGAAGGACAACAUGGUAACACAGGCAAGCGAAUCAUGAGUGUUAUUCACCAGUUCUUACAUGUUACAUUUUUAUUUUUGUAUUUUUAAUACAUAAGUAGCUGCUAUUCAAAUGUGAAUCUAUCGUUUCAAAUAUGCUAUUCAACUAUUUUUUUAUGAGGUUAAAUUCUUGCUGUGUGUAAGAUAUAAAAGCAAAUAUGACUCACUCAGUUCUUGGGGUUGCCCUCCCUGAUUUCAGAAGAUGAUUGUAACUGAAAAACAUGAGACAAUAUACUCAUAUUUUUUAACAUAUAGGCUCAUAAAAAGGAGCAGCAAAUAUAUUUAAUUUUGGAUUUAAAAAUUAGAUUAUAUUUUAGGCCCAAGGAGGCAAAUUUGAAGAUUUACCAAUACUUCAAAAAAUGUUACAAAUGCUAGUAUGUAGAUCCUGCUAGCUUACUUCCAUUUCUGUUGUGUCAUUUAAAAGAUAAUAAAGUAACAUUUUUGACUGAAUUAAAAAGCUAGUACAUUAAUUAUAUCAGAAAUGUUCUCCUCGGAGGGGGAAAAUUCUCUCUGUUCAUCUAUCCAUCCAUCCCCACUCAGCAUAUGUUGUUAAAAUUUUUGUACUGUGUUUAUAUUAUAUCAGAGACAAUGCAUACAUUUAAUAAUUUAAAUUCCACUAAUAAAAUAUUUAUGAUAAAUAUGA
Dama dama (fallow deer) is the source of this 1704-nucleotide messenger RNA. RefSeq names its product tissue factor pathway inhibitor 2 (gene TFPI2). The record is from RefSeq and is a predicted model, not a curated record. Gene Ontology annotation, biological process: negative regulation of peptidase activity. Gene Ontology annotation, molecular function: serine-type endopeptidase inhibitor activity. Lineage: Eukaryota; Metazoa; Chordata; Mammalia; Artiodactyla; Cervidae. Bases 265 to 969 code for a protein of 234 amino acids. The transcript has 5 exons. Gene Ontology annotation, cellular component: extracellular region.